GCUCAACUAUCCUUUUGUGGUAGAUCAUCUUCCAAAUCCGUCUGCUUGUGUCCACACUUCUUCACGCCUGACAAUGAUAAUUGUUGGAGAAAUUUUCAUGUCGUGCGAAUGAUCAGGGAUUAUUCUGGACCACUUAUAAUCCUUCAUAUUCCGUGCGAACAAAAGAAAUCCGGACAGUCUUCCUGGACGGGGAAAGGUUGUGGCAGGAUCUGAUCCACGCGUCUGUUGGUUUGCUCCCCGAUAAAUUACAAGACUGUACUUGAGUUUUUCUCUAGUGUAUCCGUAUAAAUCAAAUUCAUACAACGACAGGCCUUUUCGACCUGGCGUCGCUGUUUUGUAACCCCUUUUUACUUUCACUGCAGCUUGUGGUUGUGCAUGUAUUCGUUGUCAUAUCUGGACUCCACCACCUUGUAAUCCACCAAAAUAAAUCAAGGAAAUAUACUUACUUACUGUUCCGAAGAUUACUGUUCAUUACUGUUCCGCUUUUGGUAACUGAAGAUAAGUCUGAAGUUCCCGCCUUUUCUCUCAGUUUUUGAAGAGACUAGUUCUUACUCAUUCAAAAUGAUGAAGCGUGUUUUCGGAGUUGCCGCUAUGUCGGCAGUCGCGCUCGCAGACAAGGCCAAGUCUUCUUCUGCUGUCCAACCAGGGAGCGGCCCGCUCAUCACGGCUGUGGGAACCUUCGAAUUCAUCUCGAGCUCUGUAAUAAUAAUUUUUUAAGUACUUAGUCGGUUUACCUACUAAGAGAAAUAGUUGCUACUAAUCGUGAAUGAAGAUGAUGAUCUUCGUGAAUGUAGACAACGCUUCUAAUAUGAUAUAGAUACCGCCCACGUGCCCCCGGCGUGUACACACGCCGGGGCAGGGCGGAAGGGUCUGGCAAAUGCUACGAGUUACAUAGAACCCAUACGGCCUACCGGCGUGCUACGAAUUACGUAAAGAGUGGCGGGCUAUGGAAUAAGCAAAGCAGCUCCGCGCUACAAGCUACUACGUGCUACAUAAACCCCCACCCUGGCAGCACCCGAAACGCCCAAAAGGAACUACUUCGAACGAAUGAGGCAAACGGGUAACCAAAUACAUACGCCGAGAGUCAAAUCCUUGAGCAGAUCACUCCAGGCCUGCUGUUUUCGGUUCUCAGCGUAGUGGCUAGGCGAAGCACUGCAGUCGACUCCGCUCACCGUGAGAACCUCGCGCGCCCCCUUGCCCGGGUUUUGGGCGUGGGUCCCCUACUCUUGGAGUGUGUUGCGUCUCCGGCUGGCAUGGCAGUGUCACGAGGGGGGCCCCAGGCUUGUCUCUUUCGGUUCUCCGCAUAGUGGGCGAAGCACUGCGCCCGACUCCGCUCACCAUGAGAACGUCUACCGUGGAUCUUUCCCGUGGAGAGAACUAGGGGGCGGCCCCGUUUUUUUUUCUUUUUGUUUGUUUGUUUUUUUUUACUCUUUGCGCCGUUUUGGGUUUUCCAUCCAAAUCACGCAGCUUUAUGGCGUCGCGUUGCUGCCUACGUUUCAGCUGCUUCGCGUUUGCUCUCUGUGAGCCAUUUACACUCCCAAGCUUACGGCGAGUUGCGCUCUAUCGCUUAGCCUCCCUGUCUGCUUCUGGCUUUCUCGAGAGGUGUGGGCAUGCGUCAUCUCAAGGCUUUGAUCUAAGUGAACAAGAACAACGCCACGCGAGCAGUGCUGUGCGGCUUUCAUGUGCUUGGGCGAUGCAAUCUUAUCUGUGAGCCGCUUGAGCUUUCUGAUCAGAAAGCAUGCCCAAGCCUAUGGGCUUGCUGGUUACUUAUGGCUUACUCGAGAGGCCUUGUCCUUUGCGCCCAUUCUUUUCUGAUCCAAAAAGCGCAGCGCGAUGAAGUUUCUGCGUACUUGUGAGCUGCUUAAGAGGCCCCACCCUUUGGCUCAGUUCAAGACCCUCACCCAAACGGCGCAUCGCUGUGAAGCUGCUGGCCCUUUUGACUUGCUGGGAAGGUCUCACCCUCUGACCCAGCGCAGGCACCCUACCCAAAAGGCGCAGCUUUAUGAAGUUGCUGCCUACUUUUGAGUGACCUGCUUGAAGGGUCUCGGCUUUUGACUCUGCUCAAACCUCCCACCCAAAAAGCGCAGCUGUAUGAUAUUGCUCUCUACUUUUGACCUGCUUGAAAGGUCCCAGCCUUUCAGUCAGCUCACUCAGAGGUCUCCCACAAUCAAAGGGCGCAGCUCUAUGAAAUUGCUGCCCACUUUUGACCUGCUGGAAAGGUCUCGCUCUUUGGCCCAGAUCUGGCCAGCUUGGUUAUUCAAGGCGCGCAGCUUUAUGGAAUUGCUGCCCACUUUUGACCUGCUUGAAAGGUCCCACCUUUUGACCAAGCUCGGGCAUCCUAUCCAAAAAGCGCAACGCCAUGGGGCUGCUGUCUGCUUUUGGCUUGGCUUGCUUGAGAGGUCCCGCCUUUUGCCUUUCUUUGCUCAAGCUCCUUGCUCAAAAAGCGCGCUCUACUUCAUGAAGCUGCUGCCUACUUUUGGCCUGCUCGUAAGGUCCCGCGCUUUCACUCAGUCAAGUCAGGCGCCUUACUCAAAGAGCGCAACUCUAGGAAAUUGCUGCCCACUUUUGACCUGCUUGAAGGGUCCCACCUUUUGACCCAGCUCAGGCCACUCAGGCAUCCUAUCCGAAGCGCGCAGCUUUAUGCGAUUGCUGUCGUCUUCUUUUGGCCUGCUUGAAGGGUCCCGCCUUUUCACUCUGCUCCAGCCUCUUAUGCAAAGCGGGUGGCUUUAUGCGUUUCCUGUCUAUUUUUGACUUGCUUGAAAGGUCCCACCCUUUGACCCAGCUCAGGCCCCUUAUCCAAAGAGCGCAACGCCAUGAAGCUGCUGCCUCCUUUUGAGCUGCUUGAAAGGUGUCGCCCUUUGACUUAGCUCAGACCUGUUAUCCAAAGCGCGCAACUCUAUACCGUUGCUGUCUGCUUUUGAGCUGCUUGAAAGGUCUCACCCUUUGACGUCGCUCAGACUCCUUAUCGAUCCAAAAAGCACACCUCUACGAGAUUGCUGUCUACUUUUGACCUGCUUGAAAGGUCUCACCCUUUGAGUCAGCUCAGACCUCUUAUCCAAAAAGCACAACUUUAUGAGAUUGCUGUCUACUUUUGAUCUGCUUGAAAGGUCCCACCCUUUGACGUCGCUCAGACUCCUUAUCCAAAAAGCACAACUCUAUGAGAUUGCUGUCUACUUUUGACCUGCUUGAAAGGUCUCACCCUUUGAGCCAGCUCAGACCUCUUAUCCAAAAAGCGCAACUUUAUGAGAUUGCUGUCUACUUUUGAUCUGCUUGAAAGGUCCAACCCUUUGAGCCCGCUCAGGCUCCUUAUCCUAAAAGCGCAAACUUAUGGGAUUGCUGUCCACUUUCGAGGUGCUUAAAAGGUCCCAGCCUUUUAGUUUGAGCCAGCUCAGGCUUCUUAUCCAAAAGGCGCAGCUUUAUGAAGUUGCUGCCUACUUUUGACGUGCUUGAGCGGCCCCAUCCUUUGAGUCAGCUCGAAAUCCUUAUCCAAAGCGCGCAGCUUUAUGAAGUCGCUGGCUACUUUUGACCUGCUUGAAAGGUCUGACCCUUUGAGCCAGCUCAGGCCCAGGCGCCUGAUCCAAAAAGCACGCAGGUGCUAACUUGCUCAGCGUAUAGCUGCUGGGUGCUUGCCUCUGUUUGCAUUUCUUUGUUUGCAUGUGGGUCCUUUUUGUAGCACAUACGCAGACGCAGCGGAUUCUCUUCAUGAGAUGACUGGCCCCAGGCUGAGGCGCUUCGCUCUUCGUUUAUUUUUGACCAUGCAGCGCGGUCCUUGGCUUGUGCUGUUGGUUCAGGGUUUUGAGGUACUGCCGAAAGCCUUAGCAGGAGCAGAAUCGCGGGAAAGUUGUACUCAAAAGCGCGGCACUUUUACGGCGCGAGAUGUAUACAUCUACCCCGUACAUCUUUCCCAUGAUUUCCGUACAUCUCAAAAAAGUGGAAUUUUGGAAACCUACUAUGAAUCGCCCCGGUGUAAGUACAUCUCAAGAGUACAUCUUUCCCGUGAUUUACGUACAAGAUAUAUAUCUCGAGAUAUAUAUCUCAGACGUAUACAUCUCUCCCGUACAUCUUUGCCAUGAUUUGCGUACAUCUCAAGGCGUAAAUUCACUCCCGUUUAGCAUUCAAAAUAAGUUUUGGUUUAUAAUAUAGAUAAUUAUAGUAUUUUCUUGCUUAUCGAUUGUUACAAUGACAAGAUGUGGACAGACACGAGAAGUGCAUCAUGUCUCUGUCAAACAAGAAAAGUUGUGAAAAUCAAGAUCAAAAUCAAAAAUUAACAGGUAAGUGCUAGUAAUCUUUAUCGUGUGAAUGAGAAGAAGUUAUUCUUAUUUUUCAACACUGACUGUAACCGUUGAUCGUCAUCACAAUGAACACCAGGUGACUGUGACGAAGGAUUUGGUUGUAUUUGGUGCUUUGACAGCGAAGGAUGUGGUCAUGCAGAAGCUGCCGCCUAAGGUGCAAGGACAGAUUGAGGAGAAGCUUGAUUUAGUUGCAGAGAAGGCAAGCUUGGGCUACGCACAGGCGGAGACUCUGCGACUUCAGAAUGGUAUUCCUCCCCUGAGUGAAAUCGCCUCCACCACGUGGACGAGAAUGCAGCCAGUGUUGAAGGUGAUCGAAGCUUCGCCACCAUUCCAACACACAAAGGGCUUCGUCGGCAGCUUCGAAAAGGCAUACCCCCAACACAAAGUUAAGAACGGCAGCUUCGAAAGGGCGUACCCUCAGCUUCGAAAGGGCGCACCUCUUGCCCUAAUCCAUCUUCUGAAGCAUCUUAGACCUGUCCCGUAAGGGGAAAAUAGGUCCAAGAUGAAUCCCGUGACUCAAGGGGAAAGGUCCAAGGCUUUUCAAGCGGAAAAGGGGAACAGGAUGCUUUUCAGGAUGGAUUAGGGUGAGCACUAACAAAGGCGUGCUGUCCGGACUGGGCUUUCUCGAUCUCGUCCUCGCAGCAAUGUUCUUGGGCUACAUUGUCCUCGGAUACAUGCUCAAGAUGUUCUGCUAUGGUACUUUUUUUCUUUCUACAUUUGUUGUUCUACUCGAUAAGAAGUGAAUGUGUUUGUAUCUCAUUCUCGAAUAGUGUUGUUGGACAUUAUAAAAGCCCUAUUUGAAAUGUUAUAACCCUCACAUAUUUUUGUUAAUUUGAAAGAGCAGAGCUUUUUGCCAUCCUACUCGCGCAUAAAAUUUUGGGCUGAAGAAUACAUUGUGCGGGACUAGGGUUGGGGGGAUGAAUAGAAAAGUUUACGACCCUUGUUACGCUUGUCCCUGUCCACAACAAAAAGAGUUCUUUUUACUCGUCCCGUAUCUUUCUAUUGACAGAAGUUGACCCUCUCAAGUGCUUACGAUAAUUCAUUGCCUGUUCUUCACGAUCUCUACAUAUUUGUUCGGAUAUAAUUCUUAGUCUUAUAGGUCAGUCUCUGUCCCUAUUGGUCCCUAUCUUCCAGAUGUGAUUCCCAUCACCAUUCCCCACUCAUAAACAGUGUUCUGCUGCGGAUGCUGCGCCAAGCGCAAGCGCUCGUCUUCUUCUCCGGUCGAGCUGAAGAAAAAACCGGUCACUCAGGACAAGAAGCGCAAGUAAAUGGUAACCCAACAUAUUAGAAGAAGACUUGUAUAUAUGUUCAUACAAGAUGGAAGAUGAAACUCUGAAGAUUAAGAAGAUAAUAGAUCAGAAGAUCAUGGGUAUAUGAUGAACGAUCUCGUAGCUACCCCGAAAUCGAAGAUUUGGGGUCGAGGAUUUUCCGAAGAGACCGUGUGUCACAACGCGGAUGCAGUGUUAUGGUGCAUAGUCAUUCAGGGAUUACAUCAGCAGAAAGUUCCAGUGGCUCUGAGUCUCUCGUCAGGGGGGCAGAUAGACUGAAUUCAUUCUUGUACCUUUUUCCAACACACAAACCAUCAUCUGCUCGAAGGCAUGUGACAUGGUCCGAGUUCUUAUCACACACAGUAACUUAUCACAAUUUGCAUCGAUAUCAGGGGGAUGGCGAGGUGCGUUUGCGCCAAGAGGGAGGUGGUGCACGCGUCCUUGUCCUUUCUACACGCAUUUGAUUGACUAUUUCACUACCACGCUUGACAUUUUUUACUACAGAUGAAUCCAGUGCUUGACGUAGGUUUGAAGAAAGGCUAAACUUUAUAUUUUUCGUUAAAUUGGUUUUGGUUGAUGAGAAGGAACAAAAGUCUCUACUGCCUAUCAAGGAGUGGAUUCUGGCAUGGUAAAUUGAUGUAAGAUAGUUUCUCUCAUUCUGGAGAAAACUAUCACAAGAAGACUACCACACACACACACAUAUUUCAGCCCCGGUUCGUGUGGUCCUCGAAAGAGAAGAUAUUGAUCACCUCCCGAAACAAUGCAUGUGACGCGCAUGAUCAAUCAUGCUCUACAUGGAACGCACUAUGAGGUAGCAACCUCGUUGAAAGAUGUGUGAAACCUCGAAAAAAAGGACAGAGCACGGGGCCCGCCUUCGUACUCUGCUCGAAGUCACCCUCGUCUAGGAUGCUGCCUGUUACUUGGAUACAAGUUGACUCGCGG
This is a messenger RNA of Amoebophrya sp. A25, 6502 nucleotides long. Lineage: Eukaryota; Dinophyceae; Syndiniales; Amoebophryaceae. The record is from the annotation of a GenBank genome assembly.